This is a messenger RNA of Tympanuchus pallidicinctus (lesser prairie-chicken), 3161 nucleotides long. It is a transcript of the gene SMG8, whose product is annotated as SMG8 nonsense mediated mRNA decay factor. The record is from RefSeq and is a predicted model, not a curated record. Gene Ontology annotation, biological process: nuclear-transcribed mRNA catabolic process, nonsense-mediated decay. Bases 12 to 2939 code for a protein of 975 amino acids. Lineage: Eukaryota; Metazoa; Chordata; Aves; Galliformes; Phasianidae. The transcript has 4 exons.
CGGGCGGAGCGAUGGCGGGGCAAAUCGCGGGGCCGAUGGCGGGGCCGGGAGGAGCGAUGGCGGGGCCGGUGAGCCUGCGGGAGCUGCUGCUGGCCGGCAGCGAGGCGAGCGGAGCGGCGGCGGCGGCGGGGCAGGGCGCGGCGGCGGCUCCAGGAGAGGAGGAGGUGUGCGUGGUGGGCAUCUUCGGCAAAACCGCGCUGCAGCUGUGCUCGGAGAAAGCGGCCCUGGUGAGCACCGUGUGCGACCGGCAGGUGUUUCCCCUCUUCGAGAGGGAGGAGGCCGAGGAGGCGGGAGGCGGCGCGGGGAGGGAGGGCGAGGCGGCCGGCAGGGACUACAACCAUCUGCAGGCGUACUACAGCCAGGAGAGCCGCGUGCUGUAUCUGGUGCUCACCUCCAUCUGCGAUACCCCGCAGUUGCUGCGGGCGUGCGGGGACCUGGCGGCGGCCGAGAGCCGGGAGAACGGCCCCGGGGUGCCGCUGCCCCACGCCGAAGCGCACGAGUUCUGGAAGCACCAGGAGAAGCUGCACUGCCUCAGCCUCCUCUAUCUCUUCUCCGUGUGCCACAUCCUGCUGUUGGUGCACCCCACCUGCUCCUUCGACAUCACCUACGACCGCGUCUUCAGGGCGCUGGAUGGGCUGCGGCAGAAGGUGCUGCCCUCCCUGAAGGCUGCCAUCAAGGACUGCCCCGUGGGCAAGGAGUGGAAGCUGAACUGCAGGCCCUGCCCGCCGCGCCUGCUUUUCCUCUUCCAGCUCAACGGGGCCCUGAAGGUGGAUCCCCCCCCGGGCAGGGGCCAGGACCCCUGCGGCCACCUGGAAAAGCCCCCCCCCAAGAAGCACUCCCCCAAGAGGAGGCUGCAGCACGCCCUGGAGGACCAGAUCUACCGUAUCUUCCGCAAGAGCAGGGUGCUGACCAACCAGAGCAUCAACUGCCUGUUCACCGUGCCUGCUAACCAGGCCUUCGUGUACAUCGUGGCCGGAGGGGCGCAGGACGGGGAGGAUCCCGUGGCCAUGCUUCUCGAUCAGCUCAGGAGCAACUGCACCAUGAGGGAGACGGACUCCCUGCUGGCUCCCACCCUAUCGGGGCCCCGGAGGUACCAGAUGAUGCGUCAUGGCAGGCAGCAGCUCUCCUUCUAUGCAGAAAGCAGCAGCAGCAGCUCCAGUUCCUCAGGGCAGCUGGUGGACUGUACCCUGAAGGAGUUCUUGUGGCAGCACGUGGAGCUGGUGCUCAGCAAGAAGGGCUUCGAUGACAGCGUGGGGAGGAACCCACAGCCCUCUCACUUUGAGCUCCCGACCUACCAGAAGUGGGUUGCUGCAGCUCUAAAGCUGUACGAAGUGACCAUCGAAGGCAAAGAUGACGACCCGACUUCACUCACUGGUGAACUGAGCUCAAAAAUCAUGAGCAGCAUCAAAGUUCUGGAAGGCUAUUUAGAUAUAGACACCAAGUUCUCUGAAAACCGUUGCCAGAAAGCCCUUCCCAUGGCCCACAGUGCCUAUCAGUCCAACCUGCCCCACAAUUACACCAUGACAGUCCAUAAGAACCAGCUGGCCCAGGCCUUGCGAGUGUACAGCCAGCACGCCCGCGGCCCGGCCUUCCAUAAGUAUGCCAUGCAGCUGAAUGAGGACUGCUACAAGUUCUGGAGCAACGGGCACCAGCUUUGUGAGGAACGAAGUUUAACUGACCAGCACUGCGUGCACAAGUUUCAUUUGCUCCCCAAAGCAGGGGAAAAGCCAGAAGCAGACAGAAAUCCCCCAAUCCUGUACCACAACAGCCGGGCUCGUUCCACUGGUGCCUGUAACUGUGGAAGAAAACAAGCUCCUCGUGAUGACCCCUUUGACAUCAAAGCAGCUAAUUACGACUUCUACCAGCUGCUGGAAGAAAAAUGCUGUGGGAAACUGGAGCACAUCAAUUUUCCCAUAUUUCAGCCAAGCACACCUGAUCCAGCACCUGCGAGGGAUGAGGCAUCGCCUGCCCCUCCAGAGGGCGAAAUUGAGAAACUUAAAGAGAAAGAACCUCAGACUCAGGGAGAAAGCACAGGUCUGAGCUUAGCCCUCAGCCUGGGUCAGUCAACGGGCAGCUUGGGCACUUACCCACCAGAUGCCCAGGGAGGAGGGGACAAUGCAGAAGGUCAGGGGCAGAGUGGGGAAUCCAAAAGCGAGAAAAGGCCGAGCCUGGUGGAUCGCCAGGCAUCCACUGUCGAGUACCUCCCUGGGAUGCUCCAUUCCAAUUGCCCCAAAGGCCUUCUGCCAAAGUUCUCCAGUUGGUCACUGGUUAAGCUGGGGCCUGCUAAGGCUUAUAACUUCCACACAGGCCUGGACCAGCAAGGCUUCAUCCCAGGAACAAACUACUUAAUGCCUUGGGAUAUUGUCAUCAGGACAAGAGCUGAGGACGAAGGAGACUUAGAUACCAAUUCCUGGCCCGCUCCUAACAAGGCUAUUCCUGCCAAAAGAAGUGCAGUUGUGAUGGGAAGAGGAAGACGGAGAGAUGACAUAGCUCGAGCUUUUGUAGGGUUUGAAUAUGAAGAUGCACGUGGAAGGAGGUUCAUGUGUUCAGGGCCUGAUAAGGUCAUGAAAGUGAUGGGAGGGGGGCCGAAGGAGUCCGCCAUCAAAGCCCUCAAUUCUGACAUGCCGCUCUACAUCCUGUCCUCGACUCAGGGACGGGGACUCAAGCCCCAUUAUGCUCAGUUCAUGAGACUUUUUGUGGUGGUUCCCGACGCUCCGCUGCAAAUAACACUGACACCUCAGGUUCAACCCGGGCCACCACCUUGCCCUGUGUUCUACCCUGAGAAGCAGGAAAUCACGCUUCCAUCGGACGGGCUGUGGGUGCUCAGGUUUCCCUAUGCAUACGUGACGGAGCGUGGGCCGUGCUUUCCUCCAAAGGAAAGCCAACAACUGAUGAGUUACAAAGUUCUCCGAGGAAUACUGAAAGCGAUGACUCAGUAAGGAGUGCUCUGGGAAAUGGGUUUGAGUUUAAAAAGAUGGUCCCGAUCCAAAUUAUGGAUUAAGAUUCGUGGGUAUCGCUGAUUUUGUGACUCCCACUGCGUUUCCCAGGAACACAGAACUGGAAGUAAAGGCAAAGUGAAGAAGGCAAUCCAAGAAAACAGUGAUUUUUCUUCUGUUUAUUCAGGUUUUGUAUGUAAAAAAUAAAAGCUGGUUAUCACAAUA